Molecule: messenger RNA, 784 nt
Organism: Pantherophis guttatus
Lineage: Eukaryota; Metazoa; Chordata; Lepidosauria; Squamata; Colubridae
Product: mitotic-spindle organizing protein 2A-like
Cellular component (GO): centrosome; spindle
Source: RefSeq, a predicted model, not a curated record
CCGAGAUGCCUUGCGCGCGGAAGUGAACGUGAGGUCGGAGCGCGCUUCUGGGAUAUCGGGUCGGUGAUGGACACGGCAGGGUUACUGAAGGGGGCCACAGCCAUGGGAUCGCGAGCUCGGCGGAAACUUCUUACGGCGGAAGAAGCGGAACUAUUUGAACUUGCGCAGGCUGCGGGGAGCGGCGUUGAUCCGGAAGUGUUUAAGAUUUUGCUGGACCUUCUACGCAUGAAUGUGGCACCUUUGGCUGUCUUUCAGAUGUUGCGUUCCAUGUGUGCUGGGCAGAGAUUAAUUAGUACUGAGGCUCCUCCUGAUGCAGCACGAGAGCCCCCAAUUGUGUCUGCCAAGGCCAGUAAAAUCCCUGCACCACUCUCAUUUUCCUCUGUCCUUCGACCUACACGAAUAAGAGUCCCUAAGGCUGUGGUCUACAGUCCUGCUGCAGCUUGCUCGCCUCUCUCUCAAGGUCCCCCUGGCUCUUUCCAGUUUUCUUGCUGCCUGUUCUCUCCUUUUGCAGGGAGAGCCAGAACCAUUUCUACAGCAGCUGGGAAUCAACCUGUGUCAGAUCAUAGCAACCGAGAAGGAUCUGGUCAACGAGUACCAUGGCAGCCAAGUGCCAGCAGGCUGCCGAAGACUGGGUGUCCUGUGAAAAAUACAUAGAUACUUAAAAAAUGGCUAAAAAAUUAUUCUGACGUUUGAAAAUGUCAAACACUGCUCAUUCCAGGAAAGCCAAUGACUAGAAUGCUAUGUAAAGUUCUAACUAUUAAAUAACAUAAUGAACCUGUCCGAA